AGAAAAGCAAGACCGAGCUCGCGCCGGAAUGAAUAUGCUGAUGAGCACUCGAGAGGCCAGAGGAAGGAAGAUCGUAGAAGCGAUCAUCGGCGUGGGGAACGUGACGACCGGUCAAAAAGAGACUGCGAAGACGAUCGGAAAUCUUCUCGUCGCGAGAGGGAGCACAGAUAUAGGGACCGAUCAGUAUCGCGGGAGCGAACCAAGCGGCCACACGACCGCAAGCGUUCACCAUCUCCCACUGCCAAGAAGCGAAACUCUCGCUCAGCGUCACCUCCUCCACGAAAGUCAAGAGCUCCUUUACCGUCGCAAGAUGAAUCAUUCCGUGGCGAGCUUGCGCCUGGCGAGAGGCCGCCCGAGAAGCAGAAGCCCAAUUUCAAGCCAACAGGAUUACUGGCCAAGGAGGCAAAUACCGUAGUCGGGACGACCACUGUGCUGAAGUACCAUGAGCCUCCGGAAGCAAGGAAGCCGUCGGCAAAGGAACAGUGGCGAAUGUAUGUCUUCAAGAAGAAAGACUUGCUCGACACCAUUCAGCUGUACACGCGAAGUGCUUGGCUGAUUGGAAGAGAUCAGAAGAUCACCGAUCUCCAUCUCGAGCAUCCCAGCAUCUCCAAGCAGCAUGCUGUAAUACAGUUCCGACACCGAACCACUACAAAUGAGUUCGGCGACAAGCUGAGCAAGGUCAAACCGUAUCUCAUCGAUCUGGAAAGCGCGAAUGGAAGCAAGUUGAAUGGGAAAAAAGUUGAGACCAGUCGCUAUCUGGAGCUGAUUGAUGGAGAUGUGGUAUCAUUCGGCGACAGCGAGCGCGAAUACGUUAUGAUGCUGCCCGGAGCGGACUGA
Messenger RNA from Pseudocercospora fijiensis CIRAD86, 837 nucleotides. RefSeq lists its product as uncharacterized. Lineage: Eukaryota; Fungi; Ascomycota; Dothideomycetes; Mycosphaerellales; Mycosphaerellaceae. Gene Ontology annotation, molecular function: mRNA binding; protein binding. Gene Ontology annotation, cellular component: nucleus. Gene Ontology annotation, biological process: maintenance of RNA location; mRNA splicing, via spliceosome. The record is from RefSeq and is a predicted model, not a curated record. The annotation marks the transcript as partial. The transcript has a single exon.